Molecule: messenger RNA, 1110 nt
Organism: Vicia villosa (hairy vetch)
Lineage: Eukaryota; Viridiplantae; Streptophyta; Magnoliopsida; Fabales; Fabaceae
Exons: 4
Coding region: 117-647 (176 amino acids)
Source: RefSeq, a predicted model, not a curated record
UACACCAUUCGCAAACCGUAACAAACUAAUCUUCAAUUAUAAGCCCUUCUAUUUAUCUUCCGCCUCUAAAAAUCACCCUUUGCCCUCUUUUGCCGCUUUGCCCUAAAACUUCAUCCAUGGCUCGUCGUAGCUCCGGUGGAGUUUUUUUCCUUUCAAAUAUGAAUGAGAACAUGAAGCACUUUCAAAAGAAAUUAACAGAAUUGGAACUCGAAGCUGAACAUCUUCUCUUAGCCCGGCAUCAGCUGGUUGAGAAUGAUAAGUUGAGGAAUGGGAACAGAGAAGCACUUACUGCAUUAAGGAAAAAGGCUCGAACAACAACGAGUAGUGUUCCAUCUCCUUAUGGAUCAAUAAUGAAGGGAGUUUCAAGACCUCUGGUGCAAGAAGUGUGUACCACCUGUGGUAACCAUGACUCUUUCGAGCAGACGUGGACAAUGUUUCCAGGAACUGAUCUGUUUGUUGGAAUUCCAUUUCAUGCCGCUCAUACUAUAUUGGAAACAGAUCAAGCAGAGCUUGACUUUGAGGCAAAGAAACUACAGAGCAUUGUGAAGGAAAAAACACUUAUUAUAUCAGAAACAGGUGCUCUUGCAGACAAGAUUAGUCCAGGAGUGCUUAAAUCGCUUGUAACCUUAAACGACAAACGAAAGUAAGAUGCUUUAUGCCGACUAUGGCGUGUCACAGUGUCUUUUGGAAAUGAUUUCUUCAGGCAUUUAGGUAGUUUAUUCAAGUCUUGAUGUUGAAGACAAGUGAGUGUCAUGAAUUAUCUCUACCUAUCAGCUUUACUUCUACAUGCACCAACCAGUAACCUAUGCACAAGUUUCUCUGAAGUUACACUUUCUACCUAUCAGCUUUAUCAUCUUGAAGUUUUAGAAGCUGCUCAUAAGAUUUAUAUAUCUCACCCUGAGAAAAGUACAAAGUUAUGAGUCAUAGAUAUUUCUUUUUGUUAGUUGAGGCUUAUUAUUACAGUGACAUCUUAUUUAGAUUUGAUUCUCUAUUGAGUGGUCUAUUACCAAAUAUCUAAAUGGACUCUGCUCUCAGUGACUCUGUUACCAAAUAUCUAAAUGGUGAAAUUUGAUUACACAACAGUGUAAAAUCAUAUUAUAUUGUACAUAA